AUGUUAAAAGUAGUUUAUGUAAAUUAUUCUAGUUUUUUCAGUGUAAUUGUACUGUUUAUUUUUAUUUUGUUUAUUUGUUGUUUAUUCAUAAAAGAUUAUUACAUUCUCAAGCGCAAAAUGGGUAUUGAUCACUACACCAAGCAACACAAGAGAUCCGGUCACAGAACCGCUCCAAAAUCCGACAAUGUCUACUUGAAAUUGUUGGUUAAGUUGUACUCCUUCUUAGCUCGUCGUACUGAUGCUCCAUUCAACAAGGUUGUCUUGAGAUCUUUGUUCUUGUCUAAGAUCAACAGACCACCAGUUUCUGUCUCUAGAAUUGCUAGAGGUUUGAAACAAGAAGGUGCUGCCAACAAGACUGUUGUCGUUGUCGGUACCGUCACUGACGAUGCUAGAGUUUUUGACUUGCCAAAGACCACUGUCGCCGCUUUGAAGUUCACUGCCGGUGCCAGAGCUAGAAUUGUCAAGGCUGGUGGUGAAUGUAUCACUUUGGAUCAAUUGGCUGUCAGAGCUCCAAAGGGUCAAAACACUUUGAUCUUGAGAGGUCCAAGAAACUCCAGAGAAGCCGUCAGACACUUCGGUAUGGGUCCACACAAGGGUAAGGCUCCAAGAAUCAUGUCUAAGGGUAGAAAAUUCGAAAGAGCUAGAGGUAAGAGAAGAUCUAAGGGUUUCAAGGUCUAA
Messenger RNA from Vanderwaltozyma polyspora DSM 70294, 678 nucleotides. It is a transcript of the gene RPL18A, whose product is annotated as 60S ribosomal eL18 domain-containing protein. The transcript has 2 exons. NCBI's taxonomy places the organism in Eukaryota, Fungi, Ascomycota, Saccharomycetes, Saccharomycetales, Saccharomycetaceae. Bases 1 to 678 code for a protein of 225 amino acids. Gene Ontology annotation, cellular component: ribosome; cytosolic large ribosomal subunit. The record is from RefSeq and is a predicted model, not a curated record. Gene Ontology annotation, molecular function: RNA binding; structural constituent of ribosome. Gene Ontology annotation, biological process: translation.